Messenger RNA from Scleropages formosus (Asian bonytongue), 1305 nucleotides. RefSeq names its product SUZ domain-containing protein 1-like. Bases 146 to 628 code for a protein of 160 amino acids. The record is from RefSeq and is a predicted model, not a curated record. Lineage: Eukaryota; Metazoa; Chordata; Actinopteri; Osteoglossiformes; Osteoglossidae. The transcript has 4 exons.
GAACUCCGCCCUUUCUCGUGUCGUUGCGCGCUCGCGUCUGCGCGCAGGCAGGCAGGCGGGCAUUCCUGGCCCGAGUGUGCAUGUCUAUGUAUGUGUGUGUAUAUCUGUGUGAGUGUGAGUGUGGCCGGGCCUGGGACACUGUAACAUGGAAGAUGAGGAGGUUGCUGAGAGCUGGGAGGAAGCAGCGGACAGCGGGGAGAUAGAAAGAAGACUGGAGGCAAAGCUGAAAAUCAGCCAGAAAGAGAAGAAGUCGAGCAGCAGCUCUGGACGCUCGCCCAUGAGGACAGCCGUUGUGAUCCAGGACGAUUCGCUCCCUGCUGCGCCCCCACCCCAGAUCCGAAUACUGAAGCGGCCCUCGAGCAAUGGUUCCCUGGGUUCUGCUGCAGCCUCCACUCGGCCCAUGCCGCAGGUGAAGUCCCUGGCUCAGCGGGAGGCUGAGUAUGCGGAGGCCAGGAGGAGAAUCCUGGGCAGCGCCAGUCCCGAUGACAUCCCUCAGGAUAGGCCGAGCACAGACAGGCCAGUGCGGAUGACCGCCCCCCCCUCUUUGGAGGACUGUCGGCUGAACAAUCACGCAAUCCGCCAGCCCACUGGCCCAGAUGGUACACAGGGCUUUCGCCAGCGCAGAUAGAGAGGAAAGCGGGGAGGGGGAGAGGAGUAGCAGUUUUGCCUUGGGAAUGAAUGGAGCUAGGGUUUGAAAUGGUCUAAAAUGUAAUGCUGAUAAUAAGAAAGGAUUGGGAAUAUUGUGCAAUUAUAAAGAGAGCAUAUUUCCUCCCUCGCCCUUCUGAAAGUUACCUUUACCCUGCAGCCACAAAAGUUCCUUGUCUAGUACGUGUGACUGAGAGGAGGGGGGUUCCUGAGAAGUGAGGGGCAAAUCUCAUCUGCCCCCCCACCCAGUCGACACUGUGACGAAGCCAUUGCUUCUUCAGGACUUGGGUCACUGUGACACGCCUCUAAGUCCUCUCCCAGCGGCCUCCCCGACCCUUCCCUUUUGGUUUGCAACCGACCGGGACCUCAAGCACGGGCAGCUCUACCGAGUAAAAGAUGAAGGGGGAAUUACGCAAAAGGAGACGCAGACUCGGCGCACAAGACGGAAAGACGGGGAUACAGCAGCUGUAAGGAGAGAGCUGAUCGCAGCGAGACACCGGCACUGGGUGCCAUUUUUCUCAAGCAAUAAAACUGAUGUCAUUGAGGAUCACUGCCCCUGCACACUGUCAACUUGUCAACCUGUCAGUGUAAUAACUAUCGAUAUUGCCUAUUUCAGUUUUAAGUUCAGUUUGAUUACUUUGGUGAUUAUAAUUGUGUGUG